GUAAUUCACUCGCCUAGACAGUCAGCUGUACCACCUCACUACUAGCCUAAACAUCGCUCUGGCGGCGAAUCAAUACAUACUUACAACAUCGGGCACCCAGAAACACAGACUCGAACAAUCAAUUGAUUCUAUAUAACUGACGAUACAACUGUGCGCGAGAAAAGCACUCCCAUUACGCUCGUCAUUGGUUCUUCUGUGUGCCGUCCUGUUGAGCUACCCAAGAUGGAACAGCACCGCACGUUCCUCGGGAACAAUAACCAAAACUCGAAGGAACCCGCCGCCAGUGAGGCCAGUACCUCGCCCGUCCCGACGCCGCCGCAGCGAACGCCCUCUUCCUCGAGUCUGCACAAGUCCAGUCUCGCCUCAACCCACAGCCACCGUUCAAGCUUCGUUGAGGGUCUAAGAGGCCUGCCGUCCUCACCCCGCUCUCAACGACACCCCUCCUUUACCCAAUCCGCCCUCCAGGAUCUACUCAACCACCCACCUUCCGCGAGACACCACAAUCCCCGAUUCGCCGGGAGAGAUUGGAGGGAUAUUGCGGUUGGGGAGCUAAUCUCGGAAGAUGAUGUGCGAUGGGUUGACAUGGACACAAGCGUCGAGGACGCUUCAAUGGCCCUAGUGAAGAAUACAACGAGCAACGUUGUAUUGAUCCGCGAAAACCCCCAAAGCACUAGGCCAGACUCUACUUUUGACUAUAACGACCUGAAUGCCUACGUUCUCGUCGUCGUCGGUCUGGGCCACCCACCCGAAGAGUUAGUUGCGCUGUACGAUGAUAUCGCCAAGCGAGCCCAGGCCCGUGAUAGCAUUCCUCUUCGCGACAUUCAGCCCAUAUGUCGAAAGGAGACACUGGUAACAUUACAGGGUGACGAGGACCUGGCCAGGGCCGUAGAAAUAUUUGGCAGUGGUAUCCACCGCAUCCUUAUCACCAACUAUCAGGCAGAGGUUGUCGGCAUCUUGAGCCAGAUAAGGCUCAUGGAAUUCUUCUGGAAUGAGGGUAUCAACUUCAGGGUCAUCGAUGAACUCUACCCGAAGCUCAUGAAGGAGCUUAAUAUAGGGUCACAACAAAUCAUAGCUGUAAACUCUGAUAGUCCUUUAGCGGAUGCACUUGUUCUCAUGAAUCAGGAGGGGUUGACAAGUGUGGCCGUUGUCGACAACGGGCUUAAUGUGGUCGGAAACAUAUCGACGGCUGAUGUCCGUCUGCUUAUGAGCGCUGCUAGUCUUCCUCUUUUCGAGAAUACCUGUCUUCACUUCAUCUCGAUUAUCCUGUCCGAGAGGGGUGUAGAACAGGGGAAGGACUCAUUCCCCGUAUUUUACGUGAACCCGUAUUCGACACUUGCGCACACGGUCGCCAAGCUCGUGGCGACUCACUCUCAUCGCAUGUGGGUGGUGGAGUCUCCCUCGCCAUCGUCCUCGGCUCCUAGCACACCCUCUCUUCCUCCCACGGUACUUUUGUCGAGCUCUGCUCCUUCGUCCCAGCCAGCGGUUCCAGGGACUCAUUACCCUUCCACGUCGGUGCCAGGGUCAGCGUUGCCAGGUUCCCACCUCUCAGGCCGCCUGACGGGCGUCGUGACGCUAACUGACAUUCUCAACUUAUUUGCCAAAUCGACAGGCCUCAACCCGACAGACCCUAGCGAGCAACGAGCCAGGAGACGCCGAAGUUCUAGUAGCUCUAUUCGGCCAUCCCUCGAUUCAUCACGAGCCAGCAUUGACAUCCGUCGCUAGCGUAUGCUCGCGAAUCUUGGUUGACGACGCAAGAGGCGAUCGUGGUACUCGAAUGAGCAAAUGACUUGAAGGGGGAUAUAUGGCGUUCACUGGUAGGCAUUAAGGAUUGGCACUGUAAUUGCUUGGCAUCAUACUCUAGACUAGGUAGGACCUUGUUCGAGUCUGCACAAUGUUGCGAAUCUAUUGACUAUGAGUUCGGAGUUCGAAAGGGGGUUAUGGGUAUAUUUGAAAGGUACUAUAAGGCGUUAUCCUCUCGUUGACGGUGUUGUUUUCUGCCACUACGAGAAUUAGUAUGCUGUACGUAUGGCCCAAGAUACGGCUUGAGCAACAAUCUCAGAUAGAGAAGACCACGAUAAUACAUAUGUAGAUAGCUACUCAAUCAACUAGUUACAUAAAA
Molecule: messenger RNA, 2119 nt
Organism: Xylaria bambusicola
Lineage: Eukaryota; Fungi; Ascomycota; Sordariomycetes; Xylariales; Xylariaceae
Exons: 3
Coding region: 223-1722 (499 amino acids)
Biological process (GO): cellular response to glucose starvation; regulation of mitotic metaphase/anaphase transition
Molecular function (GO): protein serine/threonine phosphatase inhibitor activity
Source: RefSeq, a predicted model, not a curated record